AUGGGGGCACAGGCGCCGGCCCCUCCACCGUCUCCCGGGCCGAAAGGGCUUUCCCAACUCAGGGGCCUCCAAACUCAGGGGCAGCUCCGCAGCCGCCCCAGAGACAGGCGGGAGCUCGGGCCGGCCCCCGGCGCCAGACCCAGCCCACCUCCCAGGGGCGUUGUGAAAACCAAGCAACAGACGGGCCCGGCCGGCCCCCUGCUCCGCUUGGCCCGAGGCCAGCUGGCGCCCACCUCCCGCCCCGCGGCAUCUCGGGCACCCCCGAGGGAGUGGGCCGUGCGUCUGCCGCGCCCUGCCGCCUCCGUGCGCGGGCCGGGCGGCAGGCAAGACGGCGCCACCCCGCCGGGCCUUACCUGGCCGCUUGGGGGGCGCGCCCCGCCGGGCUCUCCCUGCGCAUCUGCGCGGCGGGGGGCCCCGGGCGGCGCGGCCCGUGGGCGCCCAGCGGCAGCACCAGCGCCACCAGGCAGAGCGCGCCCAGCGCCGCCCGCCGCAUCCUGCCCGCAGCAGCGCCGCCGCCGACGGGGCGCGCCGGCUGCUGCACGCCGAGAGGACCGGCGACGGGGCGGCGGCGGCGCUUGCCUCGGCCUGGCCCGGCUCCCCUCGGCUCGCCGCCAAUGGGCGCCCGGCCCGGCCAGCCCCGCAGCCAAUCGCCAGCCAACCGGCCGCCGGACGGGGAGGGGCUCCGGCCGCAGCGCAGGUGCCGUCGGGUGGGCGCUCUCCUCCGGCCGGGGGCCGCCGCGGCGGGGCGCUGGUGCUGCCCUGCACGGGCCCUUGCAGGCGGCCUGCCGGCCCGAAGGCCCGGCGCCCCGAUGGCGCGGGAACCGAAGCGCGCGCUCCCCGAUCCCCCCCCCCGCCGCCCAGCCAGAGCCCGCAGAAGGGCCGGGGCUCAACCCCCGGCAUAGCCAGCGGAGAACAGGGACAGCUUGUGGAGGGGACCCCGGCGAAGGUUCGCAGGCCCAGAAGAAACCAAGAAAAAAGAGGGCGAAAGGCUUGCCCGGUGCGGACAUCACCGGGACUCACUACAACAAAGAAAUGCACAGAAAAAGACCCCCGGUCUACCCUUUGUUUGCCGUGGCUGCCUCUAGGCCUGAGUCCCUCGGGGUUUUUCAGAGGUGUUCUCCCCUCCCUUGGGCAUAG
Molecule: messenger RNA, 1137 nt
Organism: Eublepharis macularius
Lineage: Eukaryota; Metazoa; Chordata; Lepidosauria; Squamata; Eublepharidae
Product: translation initiation factor IF-2-like
Exons: 1
Coding region: 1-1137 (378 amino acids)
Source: RefSeq, a predicted model, not a curated record